UUAGUUCAGUAUUGUGAAGGAAACUGACAUAGCCACAUUCAAAUAAUUCCGUGCAUUUUCCAGUGCAGAAAAUGGCGCAGAAUAAUCUAGAAAUGGGUAUGCGAUGCAUAAAGUACAUGCUGCUAUGUGUCACAGCAAUUUUCGUGCUCACAUCAGCACUAAUAAUCUCCGUCGGCACAACAAUCUACGCGAUCUACUACGAUGUGUCGAUGUUCCUGGACGAUAAGUACUUCUCCCCUGCGACGUUCAUCAUAGUUAUUGGCAUCAUCAUGCUGUUUGUUUCCUUGUUUGGAUGCAUCGGAGCUCUAAAGGAGAGCACAUGCUUGGUUAACAUCUUUGCGGUAAUACUGAGCCUGGUGUUGGUCCUGGAGCUAUCCGCAGCAAUUACUGCGUAUGUGAUGCGUUCUAAAGUCUCAGAUAUGUUGGACGACAAUCUGAGAGCCACAUUACCAUACUACUACGAGAACCCUGAGGUCCAGGCUGCUUAUGACUUCAUCCAAAGCAGAUUAAACUGCUGUGGUGUGGACAGUUACGAAAAUUGGGGAGACGUACACCGCCCACCCACCUACCCAGGCGGCAUCGCAAUCAACAACAUCACGGUCCCCAAUUCCUGCUGCGCCGAGUCAGUGGUCGACGAAGCCUUAGGCAUUGACGAGUGCACCAAGUUAUAUGCCAACGGAUGUUUACCGAGAGUUGUCUAUGUGGUAUACCAGAGCGCUGGACUUCUGGGAGCUGGAGCUAUGACUAUUGCUUUCAUUCAGGUGAUCGGCAUCGUGUUCUCCUUCUCAUUGGCAAGUGCGAUUCGAAAAACCAAAAAUAAUCGCUUACACCGAAGAUGGGAAAUCCAGGAAAGUAUGAUCAAUCCUCACACAUCUCUUAAUCCUAAUCAAGAAAAGAUACGUCCUGUGGUCUACGUUCCUUUUCACGGACAGACAAAUGCUUAAAGAUGCUAAUGAAAAAUGAAAACCAGCAGAAAACUUGAGAUAACAUCAACGAAAUGAUAACGACAAUUUAUUAAAAUAUAUAUAUUUUUAAAAUUGGAUUUUACUAUCUAUGUAAGAGAAGAAUGGCAUUUGUUUAUUGA
Hyposmocoma kahamanoa is the source of this 1084-nucleotide messenger RNA. RefSeq names its product CD63 antigen-like. Lineage: Eukaryota; Metazoa; Arthropoda; Insecta; Lepidoptera; Cosmopterigidae. The record is from RefSeq and is a predicted model, not a curated record. Bases 72 to 944 code for a protein of 290 amino acids. The transcript has 5 exons. Gene Ontology annotation, cellular component: membrane.